UUUUUGCAUAUAAAAGAUCUUGGUGCGAGCCUGACUUGUACUUUCUUUCACGAUAUAAUAACUACCAAUUUUUAAAGCUAUUCCGUCAUCUUUCAAACAUCACCAACCCGACUUACUUCAGCCAUGGCGACGUCAGAACAGAUCGAUUUGGCUAUUGCCACCUACGAGGAGUUGAUGGAUUUGGACAAGGACUUUGAGGAUGUUGAGACGGAAAUAAUUCGCCAACAGGUUGCUCUUACCAAGCCUCUGUAUGAGAAGAGAGAAGCGCUAGUUCAGAAGAUCCCCAACUUUUGGGCGCUGGUUUUUGAGCAGGCACCGCCUGAUCUAGACCAAUACAUCCAGCCCAGCGACUCCGCCGUGCUCUUGUCUGCGCUGACCUCGGUCUCGGUCUCUCACUUCGAGAUCGAAAAUGGCGGCAACGGAGAUCCCCGCAGCGUUUCCAUCAAGAUGGAGUUUGGUGAGAACGAAUGGUUCGAAGACAAGGUCCUCGAGAAGAAGUUCUACUACCGUGUCGGUAAGGAGGGUGACGAGGGCCUCGUCAGCGAACCGGUCCCCAUCAAGUGGAAGUCAUCGGACAAGGAUCUCACCCAGGGAAUGCUUGACCUAGUCGUAAAGGUCUGGGAGAAUGACAAGAAGAACCCCGUUACCGACAGCACCAAGUUAAAGAAGGAGAAGGACUACACUCCCGACGAGAAGGCUUUGAAGGAGAAGAUCGAAGCUACCGGCCUAGGCGCGGUUUCUUUCUUCGGCUUUUUCGGAUACCGGGGUCUAAACAUCUCUGCUGAAGAGAGCCGCCUCGCUAUUGAGGAAGAGAAGAAGAGGAAGGCCGAAAGGGCCGCAGGACAGGCCCCCGAACUCAAGGCGGCCGAGGAGGAAGAAGACGAAGAUGAGGAGGACGAGGAGGAGGACCCCUUGUCCCUCGAAAUCUUCCCGGAUGGCGAAGAAGUGGCGCUUGCCAUCAGCGACGACCUUUGGGUCAACGCCAUCAAGUACUUUAGCCAAGCCCAGGAAGCUGAUAUUAGCGAGGUCGACUUCGAGGAUGAUGAGGAUGAGGAGAUGGCAGAUGAUAACGAGUAGGAACCCAAAGCUAACGCGCGGAAGUGAAUAAAAUAAAAUCAGGGGCCAGGAUUCUCACGGCGAGCGGCGAGCGGUGAGCGGGUUAUGAUGGACGGCGAGUUGCCGUUAAGUGCGCUCGGGAUUUCGAUACCAAAACAUUUCUCUUUAGACUAUCAAUAGAUAUCAAGACCUGAUAGACCGCCGGAUGU
Messenger RNA from Daldinia vernicosa, 1265 nucleotides. RefSeq lists its product as uncharacterized. Gene Ontology annotation, cellular component: chromatin; nucleus. Gene Ontology annotation, molecular function: histone binding; chromatin binding. Gene Ontology annotation, biological process: nucleosome assembly. The record is from RefSeq and is a predicted model, not a curated record. The transcript is spliced from 4 exons. The coding region runs from base 124 to 1077 and encodes 317 amino acids. NCBI's taxonomy places the organism in Eukaryota, Fungi, Ascomycota, Sordariomycetes, Xylariales, Hypoxylaceae.